Messenger RNA from Ostreococcus tauri, 2637 nucleotides. Its product is annotated as Ubiquitin carboxyl-terminal hydrolases family 2. Gene Ontology annotation, molecular function: cysteine-type deubiquitinase activity. The record is from RefSeq and is a predicted model, not a curated record. The transcript has a single exon. Gene Ontology annotation, biological process: protein deubiquitination. Lineage: Eukaryota; Viridiplantae; Chlorophyta; Mamiellophyceae; Mamiellales; Bathycoccaceae. Bases 1 to 2637 code for a protein of 878 amino acids.
AUGGAGGCGAGUGCGGAGGCGAUGGAGGCGCCGAUGAUGUCGACGAUCGAUGUAACAUCCCUGCUCGGUGAUGACGCGAUGACGAUGACGACGUCGGCUGUGUCGGAGGUCGACGCGGCGCUGCGUCCCGGUUUGCGAGAGGGCGAAGACUUUGAGAUCGUCCGAGCGUCGGCGAUGGAGGCGUUCGAGCGGUGGUACGGUCACGCGGAGGGGUCAAGAUCGAUCUAUAGGACGUGUGUGGAGCGAAAUGGUCGAUUGGUCGUGGACGUGUACGGGAUAGUGGUGCGAGCAAAACUGGGCGAGGCUCCAGACGAGGUGACGAGACGACUCGAACUGCCGAAAGGAAGCGAGGCCAGAGAGCUCGUAUUGGCGUGUAAGGCGGCUUUCGAAGAGCUGAGAGAGGUGGAUGAGGACGACAUUAGGGUGUCGGAUUAUCUCUUCCAGAAUCGAGGGGAGGUGCUCACAAAUUUGCCGAAGAAGUCUUUGGAAGACUUCCACCUGUUACCCGACCAGGAGGUGUUGGUAGAGACGAAGGCGGACGAUCGGUGGCCGGAUGAUGGGAAUUCGGUGAUAGCUUUACCCGCGGUGAGUGACGACGAUAGCAUGGAUCACACCAAACUGGGAUGUGACGUGAGCCUUACUCCGAAGAACGAUGUGUCGACGUGCGCUGAUGCGGCAAUGGUUGGGACUCGAGGCAAGGCGGGUCUGAGUAAUCUAGGUAACACGUGUUUUAUGAACAGCGCGCUGCAGUGUUUGAGCCAUUCAUCGCUGCUCACGGAUUACUUUCUGUCGGACAAAUACGAGGGGGAUAUUAAUACGGAUAACCCAAUAGGUAUGGGUGGUGAGUUGGCGAAGGAGUACGCCAACUUGAUUGGAGCGCUCUGGCGAGAUGGUGCGCUGACGGUGACGCCGCGGAAGUUCAAGCACUCUCUCGCUCGAUUUGCGCCGCAAUUUAGUGGAUAUAUGCAACAAGACGCGCAGGAACUGCUCGCGUUCUUGCUCGAUGGUCUUCAUGAAGAUCUGAACCGAGUGAAGCGGAAACCUUACGUGGAGGAGCGGGACGCAGAUGGUAGAACUGACGAGGACGUCGCACAUGAAUCUUGGGAAGCGCACUUGGCCAGAAAUGACUCUUGCAUCGUCGAUACGUUUCAAGGUCAAUACAGAUCCACUCUGGUGUGUCCGUCUUGUAGCAACAAAUCGGUCAAAUUCGAUCCGUUCAUGUACCUCUCGAUUCCGGUGCCGUCGGUCGGCGAAAGAGUCAUCAAGGUGACGCUGAUCUCUUACGGCGACGAGAUAUCCGCCGUUACGUACGCGCUGAAGUUGCCAAAAUUGGGCGAGCUCGCUACGUUGUUUAGCGCACUGUGCGAAGUCGCCGAUGUUGACACCAUGGAUGAGCGCUUGGUUCUCUGUGAAGUGUAUAACCAUCGGUUGGAAAAGACGCUGUCAAACAUGACGAUGCCACUUUCCGACAUCAGGGAGCGCGAUACGAUUUUCGCUCAUCGCUUGCCGGUGCUGAACGAUGAUGAGGUAAGCGAAACGAUCGACACCGUACUCGUUCAAAGAAAGCAUCAAAACGCGAGUCAAAACAAGACGCCUUACUCGCACGCGAGUCCACUAGCAACCUCGACGUUGGUCAGAUUCGGCUUUCCUUGGAUCGUACCGGUGACCGUACCUAAAGGCAAGAAGCCAGGAGCCGAGCAAGCGCGACGUAUUGAAUCUAUUGUGGAGAAGUACAGCGCGAAGUACGCGCGCACGAUCGCGAUGGAACAACCCAGUUCUCCAUCUGCGAGCGGCGAUGGCAGUUUUGACAGUGCCCCUGUGCAUCGGACAACAAAUGACGGGGAUCUGAGGGCGUUCAAGUUAAGGUAUACGAACAAGAGCGCCUCCGCGUCGUUUCAUGACUACGGAUCAGGCGAUCCCGCCACUGAUUCACACGAGAUGUCGUACAUAGUUGGUACAACUAUGCACUGUGUCGCGAUUGACUGGUCACCGAAAGCGCUCAGUCAUUCAUAUGACGACGAACUGUUCGAACAAGACGUCGACGAGCACGUAAGCGUAAAGGAAAACGCACUCGAUCGUACUUCGAUGCAAGGCAUGCCGUUGAGCGCAUGCUUAGAGGCAUUCAUUCAGGAAGAACCUCUUGGUGAGGAUGACAUGUGGUACUGCAAGCAGUGCAAGGAACACGUGCCAGCCCUGAAAAAGCUCGACUUGUGGCGCAUGCCGCCGAUUCUCGUCAUGCACCUCAAACGCUUUAGCUACAGUCGAAUUUAUCGGGACAAAAUAGAUACGUUGGUGCACUUUCCGCUCAACGAUCUGGACAUGUCCCCGUAUGUACUGGCGAAUACCUCGAGUGGGCCCGCGCCGGUGUACGAUUUGUAUGCCGUCGUAAAUCACUUCGGCGGUAUGGGUGGCGGUCAUUAUACCGCCUACACUCGCCACGCGGAAGAAGGCACGUGGCACCUGUACGAUGACAGCCGCUGCACUCCAGUGGAAUCUACUGCAGCGCUGAACAAUAAAGCCGCGUACGUCGUGUUCUACAAGCGUAGGGACGUUCCCACGCGUCAUGCAAUGUCGCGCCACGGCUCGAUUUGCAACCUCGAAGAAAUGAGCCAAGACACAAAAAUGGAUUGCACUUAG